UGGCAAUUUCUUCCCGUCUCAAACUCCCUUCGAAUUUGUGUCUGUCUAUCUCUCUCUUGUUUGUCUCUCCACAAAACACAUUUUCCUUCACAGAACCAGAGAUUAAAUAAAACCCCAUUUCUCCUCAAAGAAUAUUAUUAAUCCCUUCCUUCUUGCUGGUUAGUUGGAACUCCUCACAUGGUGGGCAUUUUUGGUUCUGGCUCUCCGCCCGGACUUCUUAUUUUUUUCCUUUUGGACUCCUUCUCAACGAGAAGCUAUCGAUCAAUCGCUUGGAUGUAAUUUGUGUGUGGUGGUAUUUGAUGUGAAGGAAUCAAAAGAUGUUGGGAAGCUUGCUUACCAGAAUUCUUAUAUUGUUUCUUGGGUAUGCAUACCCAGCAUUUGAGUGUUAUAAAACUGUGGAGAAGAACAGAGUUGAGAUUGAAGAACUCCGCCUUUGGUGUCAGUAUUGGAUAAUUGUGGCAAUGCUCACAGUUGUUGAGAGGGUUGGAGAUGUAUUCAUCUCAUGGUUGCCCAUGUAUGGUGAGGGGAAGGUGGCCCUUUUCAUCUACCUAUGGCAUCCAAAGACCAUGGGAACUGGGUUUGUGUACAAGACCUUCCUGAGGCCAUAUGUAGCAAAGCAUGAGACAGACAUAGACGGGAAGUUGCUUGAGAUGAGAGCAAGAGCCUGGGAUUUGACUGUUUUCUACUGGCAGAACUGCGCCCAAUACGGCCACGCUGCUUUCCUCCAAGCCCUUCAGUACUUGGCUGCUAACUCCACAAACUUCGGUGUCAAAACCACCACCGAGUCGCAGACAGUCGAUGAUGAUCAGCAGGACGCCACAGCGCCAGCACCGCAGCAGCCAAACGUGCCGCUUCGCAAACCGAGCGGAAAGAACAAGUGGCCGCCAGAAUCCCCACCAGCAACACCCAAUGGCAGAGCCACCACAGUCAACCGGCGCCAUGUCUGAGCCUCCGAGGUCCCCAAAGGUGGUUCAGUCCCGACAUCAAACAGAUGGUGGGCAGGUUGACGAGUCGACCGAGAAGCUCCGGCUCAGGCCUUCCAAGCCAAUCCAGUGACAGAUUAGAUUGUGAUCACAAAAGAAAAACAAAAAAGGAGAAACAGAAAUUGUACAAAUCCCAGAAACAGCAAUCGAUUGAUUGAAUGAUCGAACUCUGAAUUCGUAUAUAAAUUCAAAUUCUUUCAUUCAA
Molecule: messenger RNA, 1188 nt
Organism: Pyrus x bretschneideri (Chinese white pear)
Lineage: Eukaryota; Viridiplantae; Streptophyta; Magnoliopsida; Rosales; Rosaceae
Product: HVA22-like protein j
Exons: 7
Coding region: 318-947 (209 amino acids)
Source: RefSeq, a predicted model, not a curated record